AUGUCUCCAAAAGGUACCAAGCUUCCCACUAACUCCUCCAUCCCAGCAAAACCCUUAAGCCACUCCUACAAGGAAGCUAGCACCAGCCGGUGGCAACUGCUAGCUCUCUUCCAGUCAUUCUUAGAGGACAGACCGGCCGAUACCAUGCUCGCCGUUCAAGAACGACGUCUUCUCGUUUCCUGGGAUCUCAAGGCUUUGCAUUACUUGAGGAGAUGCUUGAGGACAUGGAUUCUGGAUCAGGUCCCAGGUGACGCGAUCGGUGCAUUCCUCGUGACUGUCUUGUAUGAACAAGACUUUCAUCUGGAUUACCGACUGACCAUGAUGGUGAGGGAAGGACAAUCCCAGCUACACAUUGCCCGUCGUUUAUUGGCAUUCUAUCAAAUCCGAGACCAAGCAGGUGCUCCGAUCUGGGAUAAUGUGGCCGUUUAUGCCGAAAACGCUCACUGGAAGCCACCAGGUCAGGGUAAGAGUGUUUCUGGACGCUUCGAUGCCACGAAGGAGCUUCCACCUCUUAUCCCUACACUGCCGCCUGCUGAUGCAAGAUGGCCCCUGUUCCUGGGUGCCUUGAGCGACCCUGAGCUUGAAGACCUCAUGGACAAGCUAGGAGACGAGGGCCAGCAUGAAGAGGAAGAUCUCCCUCCAUUGUUCACAGGUGUGCGUGAGGAAGAUAUUCCUAUCAUCCAGGCGUUCCGUAGAUUCAAUCUUCACAAGAAUGAUUUCUCCCAAGACAUUCCUCUGCCUGUAUCUGGGACCGAUCGCAUUGAAUAUACUUCGAAGCAGACUAACAUAUUACAGGACAAGCCUCUCCCUCCCAUUCCUAUGAAGAAGCCUCUCCCAAUCCUACCCAUUAACAAGCCUCUUCCCCAUAAUUUCCUCCCCCUUCCCCCCCUUUCACGUCCCUCAAGCCCAAAUCCCUCAUCUGUGCGUGUGUCUACAUUCAAAUCAGAGAAGAAGCCUAAAAUUCAACGGGUAGACUAUAUAGCAGGAGAACAUGCCAACAUUGAACAGAGAAAGGGUAAGAAUGACCUGCGUUCGUCUGCGACAUCUCGCCUAAGGCCGACGCCUCGUGUUAACGUCAACCAAUACGCUCCUCAUCCUCCAGGCAUCACUUGUAUUCCCUGUCAUUUAAAUUGUAAUGCCCCCCCGCCCCUUCCUAAGCUUAAAAAGAAAGCGGGAAUCGAAGACUUGCGCAAGGCUCGAGAGUGCGGUGGUUGA
This is a messenger RNA of Penicillium robsamsonii, 1215 nucleotides long. RefSeq lists its product as uncharacterized. The record is from RefSeq and is a predicted model, not a curated record. The transcript has a single exon. Bases 1 to 1215 code for a protein of 404 amino acids. NCBI's taxonomy places the organism in Eukaryota, Fungi, Ascomycota, Eurotiomycetes, Eurotiales, Aspergillaceae.